This is a messenger RNA of Zymoseptoria tritici IPO323, 1245 nucleotides long. RefSeq lists its product as uncharacterized. The transcript has 2 exons. The coding region runs from base 343 to 1245 and encodes 300 amino acids. NCBI's taxonomy places the organism in Eukaryota, Fungi, Ascomycota, Dothideomycetes, Mycosphaerellales, Mycosphaerellaceae. The record is from RefSeq and is a predicted model, not a curated record.
AUAAACUCGGAAACUCCAAAGAAACAGAUUCGCUCCCUUCUUGGCAACGUCUUCCCUUCUUUCUGUCCGUCGGUCCCGGACGCCAGAACUGCCUCCAUCGGACCUCACCUUGCGAAGGAAUCCGACCAGGACCACAUCCUUCCCUUGGCCUGAUCUGACCUGACCUGAUACCUGGUCGCAUCCUGUCCCAAUUCUGGGCUUAGCUUCUUCCUUCCACGAGACCUACUAAGAUCUAGUUGCAUACGGUAUCCUCUCCUCGACAACAACAUGCAUCACGAGCGAACACGACGGUUUCGGCAGUGAGACUAUACCGAAGACGAGCAAUACCAUCCAGGAUCGGACAUGGAGUCGCAUCCGCCACCGUUCAGGCGAUUCGCCUCCAAACGCUUCAAUGCGACGACUACAUCUACCGAGCCACAGCCUGGACCGCCAUCUGACGAUAUCAUCUCCGGCCUUUCCGACAUGAACAUUUCCAAGCACAGUUGGAUGUCACGGUCCAAAUCUCACAAACACCAUGACAGCCAUAUUCGAACACAGCCAGCAUUGCGUGAUGCGAAAUCGACAUUGGAUAUGAAAGCCUCGCAUCAGUCCCGCUGGCGUGGCGUUCCUCUAGCAUUUCGACCUUCGGAAUGGCUGGAGCCUGAGACGUCACGGAAACCGACGGCGCCAGAUCAUUACCACGCGAGAUCACAGUCAGCAUUGCCACCACGGACAUCACCGCCAAAACAGCGUCGGCGACCCGAACCUCUGCGAAGCACAUCAGGAGGAUGCCGAGAUCCAACGUGUGUGACGAAUUCAGCACCUCUCGCAGCACCUCUGGUAUUCCCUCAAUACAGUCCAUACAAUGACACGACGAAUUUCAUCUCUUCGCCGAAGCCACAGCCGGUCUCGGUCCCGAACAAGCCUUCCGAAACUCGUUCCAGCCAGCGACACCCUCCAACUACGCCGUCCAAACCUCUCAACCAUAUCAACCUACAUCACCACCUCAACACCGCACUUCUCCACCUCAACACCGCACUUCUCCACCUCACCACCGCACUUCUCCACCUCACCACCGCACUUCUCCACCUCAACACCACCCUUCCCCUUCACAACCCCUCUCUCCACUCAUCAUCACCCCUACAACCCGCACCGCAAUCCAGCACAUCGCCCAAAUGCCCGAAGCCUGGUCUCUCCCUUCCCGGCCACGAUCGCCUCCUCACCGACCCUCCGUCUCUCCAUCCCGCAACGAUGAGGCGUGGCUGA